Molecule: messenger RNA, 2297 nt
Organism: Anas platyrhynchos (mallard)
Lineage: Eukaryota; Metazoa; Chordata; Aves; Anseriformes; Anatidae
Product: multidrug and toxin extrusion protein 1
Biological process (GO): xenobiotic detoxification by transmembrane export across the plasma membrane
Cellular component (GO): membrane
Molecular function (GO): antiporter activity; xenobiotic transmembrane transporter activity
Source: RefSeq, a predicted model, not a curated record
GGCCACCUCCGCUGGGAUGAGAGGGGCCCAGCAACUGCUGGUGAAGCACUCGGAGUCAGGACCUGACAGCGGACGGACCCAUGAACCCUCCAUCUCCGCUGGAAGAGGAGGACGACCGUCUUGCUCACCAGCCAGCGGAGCCACAGCAGAGCAGGAGCAGGAGCGGCAGCAUGAAGCGGGCGAGCCUCCCGGAGGAGAACGGCUUCAGCGAGCCCAUAGCCACCGGGCAGCAUGAGCUCCCGGCCGGGGGCUGCGGGAAGAAACGCCGCUGGCUUCAGCGCCUGAUACCGGACAACUUCUGGGAGGACGCAAAGAAGCUGCUGAUACUGGCAGGGCCGCUGAUCCUGAUCCAGCUGAUGAUUUUCCUGAUACACCUCGUCAGCUCCAUAUUCUGCGGCCACCUGGGCAAGGUCGAGCUGGCCUCCGUCACGCUGGCCAUCGCGGUUAUAAAUGUUACUGCCAUCUCUGUAGGAUACGGUUUGUCUUCAGCAUGUGACACCUUGAUAUCACAGACUUAUGGCAGCAAGAACCUGCUGCGCGUGGGGGUGAUCCUGCAGCGUGCCAUCCUCAUCCUCCUGCUCUGCUGCUUCCCCUGCUGCGCCAUCCUCAUCAACAUCGAGCAGCUUCUGCUCCUCCUCCACCAGGACCCCGAGGUCUCCAGGUUAACCCAGCUCUACGUGAUGGCGUUUGUCCCCGCUCUCCCGGCGGUUUUUCUGUACAACCUGGAGACAAGGUACCUGCAGAACCAGAUGAUCAUGUGGCCCCUGGUGCUGAGCGGGAUCGUCGGCAACAUCGUCAACGUGAUCGCCAACUGCAUCUUCCUCUACGUGUUCCACCUGGGAAUCUCGGGCUCUGCCUGGGCCAACACUGUUGCUCAGUAUUCUCAAACCAUUUUCUUGUUCCUGUAUAUUGUAGGCAAGAAGCUCCACGUGAAGACGUGGGGAGGCUGGUCCAGCGAGUGCCUGCUGGAGUGGGACAGCUUCACCUCCUUGGCCAUCCCCAGCAUGCUCAUGAUGUGCAUCGAGUGGUGGACCUACGAAAUCGGGAGUUUCUUGAUAGGGCUGCUGAGCGUGGUGGAGCUCUCGGCGCAGUCCAUCAUCUAUGAGGUGUCCGUUGUCGCCUUCAUGAUCCCCCUGGGGCUCGGCACGGCUGCCAGCGUGCAGGUGGGGAACGCGCUGGGCGCCGGCGACGUCGAGACGUCCAAGAGGGCCUCGUCCACCAGCCUGCUCUGCACAGGGUUCUUUUGCGUAGCCAUGGGGGCUAUUUUAGCUGCCUCAAAGGACGUGCUGGGAUAUAUCUUUACCAGCGACAAGGAGAUUGUUGACUUGGUGGCCUGGGUCCUGCCUGUCUACGUCGUCUUCCAUUUGUUUGAAGCCAUGUGUGGUGCCUGCAGUGGGGUGCUCAGAGGCAUAGGCAAGCAGAAAUUCGGCGCCAUCCUCAACGCCGUGAGCUACUACGGUGUGGGCCUGCCCCUGGCAGUCGUGCUGCUCUUCGUGGCCAGGAUUGGUGUCAUAGGGCUGUGGCUCAGCAUGCUGGUCUGCGUCUCCAUGCUCUGCACCUGCUUCAUCGUCUACAUCUCCCGCAUGGACUGGAGGAAGGCUGCCGAGGAGGCUCAGCACCGUGCAGGAGUGACCCCGCUGCCACCAGAGGAGCCACACCCAGGCCCCGAACCCCCCAGCAAGGCGCUGCCCUCCGGUACAGGACCAACCCCACCGCCCCACGCUCACCUCCCAGCCGCUGCAGUGCGGGGCUGCGUAGCGGGGGUGGAAGCGCAGAACGGCGUGGUGCUCACAGCCAUCACCAGGCUGGAGGGAGCCACCUUCCAGCCGGAGCCCCAGGGAGAGCCACCGGGCAGCACCAUGUCCACCAAGGAGCUAAUCGUCCGGCGCGGGCUGGCAGUGGCUGCAGCCAUCACCGUGCUUGCGCUUGGCAUCGUAAUAAAGGUCAUGACCAGCAACCACUGACUUGCACCUGGGACUCCAGGGACUUUGGGGACGGAGGCCCCUCCUGACUGACGGAUGCACAAAGCACAGACCAGCCAGCAAAAGGAUCCAGCACCCGCGUGUCCCAUCAGAGCAGAUGCGUUCAGCCUUUGGCAGCAUCUCAUCAGAUCCUGCUUGGGGCCAGGCCCUACAGCUGCUCCAACACCCAAAAUGUUGCUCUGGGCUGCCCGACACGCACCGAGCAUGCGGGUAGCCCUUUCCCUGCCCACGCUGCCAACUGCUGCCUGCUGACCAGAGCUGCACAGCCCGGCUCACGCUGCUGCUCUGAAAAAUGCCAAAUAAAGAAUAAACCCA